UGCUUUCGAGACGCGCGGACGCUGCGAUGGCGGAUUUCGAGCUGCAGCUGGUGGCGCAGCGGAUCCGCAGCUUCCCGGACUUCCCCGUCCCCGGCGUGCUGUUCAGGGACAUCUCACCCGUCCUGAAGCACCCCGACUCCUUCCGCGCCUCCAUCAGCCUUCUGGCUAAUCACCUGAAAAAGGCCCACGGCGGCAGGAUCGACUACAUCGCGGGCCUAGACUCCCGUGGCUUCCUGUUUGGUCCCUCCCUGGCCCAGGAGCUGGGCUUGGGCUGCAUUCUCAUCCGGAAGCGAGGGAAGCUGCCAGGCCCCACUGUGUGUGCCUCAUACGCACUGGAAUACGGGAAGGCUGAGCUGGAGAUCCAGAGAGACGCCCUGGAGCCAGGGCAGAAGGUGGUGGUUGUGGAUGAUCUGCUCGCCACUGGCGGAACCAUGCGUGCGGCCUGUGAGCUGCUGGGCCAGCUGCAGGCCCAGGUGCUGGAGUGCGUGAGCCUGGUGGAGCUGACCUCUCUGAAGGGCAGAGAGAAGCUGGGGGCUGUGCCCUUCUUCUCUCUCCUGCAGUACGAGUGACCCGGGCCCCAGCCCCGCACCAACUGGAGAGGAUCCGCCGGCAGGGCGGGGCAGGGCUUCUGCGUCUGUGGCUGAGUGAUUUUCUCCUGAGUGGGGCUGCUGCCUGGGGGACCUGCUGGGGCUUCUGGAAGCCCCAAGGCCUGGAGCUGCAGGCUCAUUGACAGUGGAAUGAGAAUAAACGACUGCCUUUGCAGAGCGGAGUCUCCUCCCCAGUCAGUGUGGGAAGGUGCAGGGGCCCGCCCGGCAGGCUGUGCGCUUUCUGACAUUAGCACUUGGUGGUCCUCGAGCCCUGUGGGCCGCCGUAUGCACGCACAGGGGCAGCCCACCCUGGCUUCCCCUGCUGCUGUAACUCAUCACGCACACGUGUGGACUUCAAACAACUUUAU
Messenger RNA from Mesoplodon densirostris (Blainville's beaked whale), 955 nucleotides. It is a transcript of the gene APRT, whose product is annotated as adenine phosphoribosyltransferase. The record is from RefSeq and is a predicted model, not a curated record. NCBI's taxonomy places the organism in Eukaryota, Metazoa, Chordata, Mammalia, Artiodactyla, Ziphiidae. The coding region runs from base 27 to 569 and encodes 180 amino acids. Gene Ontology annotation, cellular component: cytoplasm. The transcript is spliced from 5 exons. Gene Ontology annotation, molecular function: adenine phosphoribosyltransferase activity; AMP binding; adenine binding. Gene Ontology annotation, biological process: adenine salvage; AMP salvage.